Messenger RNA from Aedes aegypti (yellow fever mosquito), 1504 nucleotides. RefSeq names its product 3-ketodihydrosphingosine reductase (gene Kdsr). Gene Ontology annotation, molecular function: 3-dehydrosphinganine reductase activity. Gene Ontology annotation, biological process: sphingolipid biosynthetic process. Gene Ontology annotation, cellular component: endoplasmic reticulum membrane. The transcript has 3 exons. NCBI's taxonomy places the organism in Eukaryota, Metazoa, Arthropoda, Insecta, Diptera, Culicidae. The coding region runs from base 252 to 1244 and encodes 330 amino acids. The record is from RefSeq and is a predicted model, not a curated record.
AAAUCCAUAAUUUAUCACGGGAGGGGUCAAAAGAAUCUGUCAGAAAAUCGUUAACAUCUUUUAGAAGCCGAAAACUGCAUCAGAUGUGAAAUUCUCUAUUGCUGUUUUUUUCAUCUAUUCAAUCCCUAUUCGUGACCUGUUCUAUACACCGAAAUGUAAUCCUAAUUCCACCGAAAAUCUACACCGAAAGUGACAAUCCCAUUCAAAAGAGCAAACACAUCACACCUCAAUUUUAUCACAUCGAACUCAAAAUGGAUCACCGGACGGAAAUCAUCCUAACGGUGCUCGGAAUCGUUCUGGUGCACGGGCUCAUAUUCUACUGGGUAUCCCGAAAAUCUCGCACCAACAUCCGCGGAAAGCAUGUGAUCGUUACCGGCGGAUCCAGCGGAAUCGGAUUGUGGGCAGCGAUCGAAUGCGUUCGCUUGGGGGCUAACGUUACGAUUGUGGCGCGCAAUGUUAAGCUACUCGAAAAAGCUAAGGAUCAACUCGUAUCGAACAAGGUUCGCGAGGACCAGAGAAUUGAGUACCGCUCGAUAGACCUCGCGAAGAGUUACGACGUUGUGCAAAAGGGCUUGCAGGAAAUCGAAGCCUCCCUGGGUCCCGUAUUUAUGCUGGUCAACUGCGCCGGAAUGGCCAUCUGCGGCACAAUCGAGGAAACAUCCGUCGAAGAUGCCAAACUGAUGAUGGACGUCAAUUAUUUUGCUACCUUCUAUCCGACUCGCUACCUUCUGCCGAAGAUGAAAGCGGCCAAAGAAGGGAUCAUCGUCAUAACCGCAUCGCAAGCUGCUCUGAUCGGACUGUAUGGAUACGGAGCUUACGCGGCGUCCAAGUUUGCCCUCCGCGGAUUAGCCGAGACCAUCGCCAUGGAAGCGAAGCAUUGCGGAGUGAGCGUUACCUUAGCGCUGCCGGCGGAUACGGACACACCCGGAUUCGAGCGAGAAAACCAAUCCAAACCGAUGGAGACGAAGAUCAUAUCCGGUUCGGGGGGACUGGCCAAACCCGAGGACGUUGGCAAACGUAUUGUGCACGAUGCGCUGAAGGGAUCGUUCUUCUCGGUGUUGGGACUGGAAAGCUGGAUUUUGAGCACGCUGUGCGUCGGAAUGUCACCCUGGAAGGGACCGGUGCUGUGUGUGCUACAGUUUUACCUGCUCGGACCGUUACGACUGAUUGGACUGCUGAUCCAGUGGAACUUCCAGCGGGUCAUCCGAAACUGCGCCAAAGAGAAGGAAAGCAAGAAGGAUUAAGAUCUUCAACAUGCUCAACGAAGAGGAGGACGAUAGAUCGGGGCGGAGGUUGAUUUUACACUCGCACCACAUUAAUAUAUUAUCGAUGUUGUUCACAGUAGUGUUAGGAUUCUUUGAUCUUCCUGCAUUUAACAUAGGCACAAAUUUUAAGGAAGGUUAAUAUUUGCUUGUAAGUGCACUAGCAAUAACAAUAGAAGGAGAUACAAAUUUAAUAAAGUAGAUAACUGAAGUCUCUAGAACCUAGAUUAGAUACUUUGGAA